GGUUACUAGAGGCCCUUGGGGACGAUGGGAGCCACUUCUCCGAGGAGCCGGGAGCCUCUCCUGCCGCCAGCGUUCCCUGCCUUCUGCCCCGGAGGAGCCCUCCUGGCGGUUCUGGUGCUGCUCGCGCUGCCGGCGGCCUGGGACGUCAUAAAAGAACCUGUUCACUGAAGAAAUGGGAUAAAACCUAAAGCUUUAUUUUCAGAAGAGAAGCAUGCCAAGUUUGGGAAUGAUAUCACAUCAAGUAUGGAAAAUAACUUUUUUCCUUAAGAAGACAUAAAUUCACUUAGAGGUGUCUCCUCAAAUUCAGAAAAACCCAUUUCUUCAGCUCCUUCUGUCAGGACUCCAUAUUAAUCUCAACCACUUCAUUCUUGCCCGGAAGUGUUUUUGUCGGGUUGUCGUCACUUGCACCUUCAAUGUCUGACAGAUCAAUAGGUGGUAAAGGAUUCCUCCAGCACUGGAAGUUGUUAUACUGACAAAAUUCUUCAUUGAGCUGGCUCGGCGUGGCCCACCAGUCUCCCCGCAGGGAGUCUGCGCGCCACCGCCCCUCCCCCGGCCCGCGGGACCUCAAGGGCAGAGGCGGCUCGCCGGUCCCCAGGCCGCGGCCCUCACGCUCCGCGCCGUCCGGGGCAUCGGUGUCCCCGCCGUCGCGGCGCUUGCUGGGCGAAACCGAAGGCUCAGUCAUAGCCCCCGCGUCGAUUUUACGCUUUCGGGGCAGCUCCGGGACGCCGAGGGGCUGCCCGGGAUGCGAGACCCCCGGCGGCGGGAAUCCAAAGCUGUGGCCGCGCCGGCUCCUCAGGAAAGUCGCGGAGCAGGAGCCCCUUCCAGGGCACGUGGAACGUCACGGGCUCGGCAGCACGCGGCUUGCCCGUGGGCCCCGAAGGCUCGGGCGGAGCCCGCCGGGUGCGGGACUCCCGUAGCUGUGGGAGCGGUGGGCCUCUCCACUAACUUUGAAGUCCCUGUGGUCUUGCUAUCCAGGUCAAUGCCAAUCCCCGGUGCACCUUACAUUCGCCAUGCCUACAGAACUGAUUGACAAAGAUGAGUUUCCUGUUGGGACAUCUUUGAAGUAUAAAUGCCGCCUUGGUUACUACAGAAGAGUGUUCUCUAUCACCUGCCUGCAAAACUCUGUCUGGUCAAGCCCUGAAAACAACUGUAGGCGUAAAUCAUGUGGAUCUCUUCCAGAGCUCAUAAAUGGCAAAAUGGACAUCAACAAAGACACCCAGUUUGGAUCAACUGUUAAUUAUUUUUGUAAUGAAGGAUACCGACUCAUUGGUAAAUCCUCUGCUGCAUGCAUCAUCUCUGGCAACUCUGUCACCUGGGAUAAUGACCCACCUAUUUGUGAGAGCAUUCCUUGUGGGACACCGCCAGCCAUCACCAAUGGAGAUUUCAUUAGCACCAACAGAGAAUACUUUCAAUACGGAACAGUGGUGACCUACCACUGCAAUCUUGGAGAGAGAAGGCAGAAGCUGUUUGACCUCGUGGGCGAGCCGUCAAUAUAUUGCACCAGUGAAGACAAUCAAGUUGGCAUCUGGAGUGGCCCUCCCCCUCAGUGCAUUGCACCUAAUAAAUGCACGCCUCCAGUCAUUGAAAAUGGAAUAAGGAUGUCUGAGAACAAAAGCUUAUUUUCUUUACGUGAAAGCGUGAGCUUUAGGUGUCAGCCCGGCUUUGCCAUGAAAGGACCCUCCACCGUUGAAUGCCAGGCCCAAAACAAGUGGGGGCCGAAGUUGCCCAGCUGCUCCAGGGUAUGUCAGCCACCUCCAAAAGUCCCACAUGGUAAACACACCCCAAGCCACAAAAACAACUUUUCUUCUGGACAGGAAGUGUUCUACAGCUGUGAGCCUGGCUAUGAUCUCAGAGGGGCUGCUUCUCUGCAUUGUACGCCCCAGGGAGACUGGAGCCCGUCAGCCCCCAAGUGUGCAGUGAAAUCAUGUACUGACUUCCUGGACCAGUUACCUAAUGGACAUGUCCUCUUUCCACUUAAUUUUCAGCUUGGAGCAAAAGUAUCCUUCGUUUGUGAUGAGGGAUUCCACUUAAAAGGCCAUUCUGCUAGUUACUGUGUCUUGGUUGGAAUGGAAAUCCUUUGGAACAGCAGCGUUCCUGUGUGUGAACAAAUCUUGUGUCCAAAUCCUCCUGAUAUCCUUAAUGGGAGACACACAGGAAAACCUCUGGAAGUCUUUCCUUUUGGAAAAGAAGUCACUUACACAUGUGACCCACACCCAGAGAGAGGGAUGAACUUCAGCCUCACUGGGGAGAGCACCAUCCGCUGUACCAGUGACAGUCAAGGGAACGGAAUUUGGAGCAGCCCUGCCCCUCGCUGUGGACUUCCGGGUCACUGUAACACCCCAGAUCAUUUUCAAUUUGCCAAGUUGAAAAUCCAGACCAAUGAAUCUGAGUUUCCCAUUGGGACAUCUUUAAAGUAUGAAUGCCGCCCUGAGUACCACAGGAAGUCAUUCUCUAUCACGUGUCUACAAAACCUCAGGUGGUCAAGUGCCAAAGAUGUCUGUAAACGUAAAUCAUGUAAUACUCCUCCAGAUCCUGUGAAUGGUGUGGUGCACAUAGAUACAGACACCCAGUUCGGAUCCAGAAUCAAUUUUUCUUGUAAUAGAGGGUAUCAACUCAUUGGUCACUCAGCUGCUGAAUGUAUUAUCUCAGGCAGUACUGUCUUUUGGGAUUCAGAGCCACCAAUUUGUGAACGCAUUCGUUGUGGGACACCCCCAGCCAUCGCCAAUGGAAAUUUCAUUAGCACCAACAGAGAAUACUUUCAAUACGGAACAGUGGUGACCUACCACUGCAAUCUUGGAGAGAGAAGGCAGGAGCUGUUUGACCUCGUGGGCGAGCCGUCAAUAUAUUGCACCAGUGAAGACAAUCAAGUUGGCAUCUGGAGUGGCCCUCCCCCUCAGUGCAUUGCACCUAAUAAAUGCACGCCUCCAGUCAUUGAAAAUGGAAUAAGGAUGUCUGAGAACAAAAGCUUAUUUUCUUUACGUGAAAGCGUGAGGUUUAGGUGUCAGCCCGGCUUUGCCAUGAAAGGACCCUCCACUGUUGAAUGCCAAGCCCAAAACAAGUGGGGGCCGGAGUUGCCCAGCUGCUCCAGGGUAUGUCAGCCACCUCCAGAAGUCCUGCAUGGUAAACACACUCCAAGCCACAAGAACAACUUUUCCUCUGGGCAGGAAGUGUUCUACAGCUGUGAGCCCGGCUAUGAUCUCAGAGGGGCUGCUUCUCUGCACUGUACGCCCCAGGGAGACUGGAGCCCAGAAGCUCCCAGAUGUGCAGUGAAAUCAUGUGCUGCCUUCCUGGACCAACUUCCUAAUGGACAUGUGCUCUUUCCACUUAAUUUCCACCUUGGGGCAAAAGUGUCCUUCAUUUGUGAUGAGGGGUUCCAGUUAAAGGGAAGCUCAGCCAGUUACUGUAUCUUGGUUGGAACGAAAAGCCUUUGGAAUAACAGUGUUCCUGUGUGUGAACGAAAAUCAUGUGGAAAACUUCCAGAACCCUUCAAUGGCAUGGUUUAUAUAAACACAGAUACCCGGUUUGGAUCAACAGUUAAUUAUUCAUGUAAUAAAGGGUAUCGACUCAUUGGUUCCCCUUCUGCUACUUGUCUCCUCUCAGGCAUUGAUGUCACUUGGGAUAAGAAGGCACCUAUUUGUGAGAAAGUAAAAUGUAGCCUCCCACAGAUUAUGAAUGGAAUCAAGAAGGAACUGAAACUAAGAAAAGUAUAUCACUCUGGAGAUAAUGUAACUUUGGAGUGUGAAGAUGGGUAUACUCUGGAAGGCAGUCCCUGGAGUCAGUGCCAGGAAGAUGACCUGUGGGACCCUCCUCUGGCCAUAUGUACCUCUCGCACGAGUGAUGAGCUCAUAGCUGGCAUGUUCUUUGGUAUGAUCCUCUUGAUUUUACCCGUCAUUGUUUCCUGUUUGAUAAUUCUAAAGCGCAAAAAAGGCAACAAUACAGAUGAAAACUUGAAAGAAGCAGUUAUCCAUCUGCAUCCCAAAGAAGGCAGUGGUGUCCAUCCUCAUUCUCUGCAAACAAAUCAGGAAGAUAUCAGUGUCCUUCCUUGACAAAGUACUAUAAAGCUAAAGAACACCUCGAAUUAAAAUGUUGAUUGGAAAAGAGCCAAUUCAUUUCAACAGAAUAAGAUCUGAGACUCAUAAAAUCUUUGAAGUGACUUCACAGAGAUGCAAACAUGUGCACUUGAAGAUGCUGAAACUCUCCCAGUACCUACUGAAGCACCCUCUUCUUAGCUUGGAUUACGGUCACCCCUUCACUCUCCUCUCUUGUGCUGAAAACACACAUUACCUAGUCAGGGGAAAACUACACUUAGGAUUUAUAAGUAGUCUAACUAUUUAAGGGAAAAAAGUGUUGCCUAGGAUUUCUGCUUGUAAGUUGGUCAUUUUUUUCCCAAAUGUUUAUAAUAAGAAUGGGCACAUUAGGGCAAAUUUGGAAAAUGCAGGGAGAAGAUAUGAAGAAAAGUCACAUUAAUUAUACUACCCAGUGGUAACCAUUGUUAAUAUUUUAAUUCAUGUUCUGCUAAUCUUUAUAUAUGUUUCUUUAUACACAUGUUUUUCUUUCUUAAAUACUUGCUUUUUUAUUGAAUAGAAUCCACUCAUUUUAGACAUUUUGGAGAAAAAUGUACGGUAUAUCAGUUUUCACUUUCUCAAAGAAAAAUAAAUUAAUUUCUGUUUAUUAAAAAGGCAUUGGGGGCUUCCCUGGUGGCGCAGUGGUUGAGAGUCCGCCUGCCGAUGCAGGGGA
This is a messenger RNA of Delphinapterus leucas (beluga whale), 4737 nucleotides long. The record is from RefSeq and is a predicted model, not a curated record. Lineage: Eukaryota; Metazoa; Chordata; Mammalia; Artiodactyla; Monodontidae.